CUCCAAUGGCUUUUAGACAACUAUGAAACUGCAGAAGGAGUGAGUCUCCCCAGAAGUACCCUUUACAACCAUUACUUACGUCAUUGUCAGGAGCACAAGCUAGAUCCAGUCAAUGCUGCCUCCUUUGGAAAACUCAUACGGUCAAUCUUCAUGGGAUUACGGACCAGAAGAUUGGGAACCAGAGGGAACUCCAAAUACCAUUAUUAUGGGAUUCGUGUCAAACCAGAUUCUCCCCUUAAUCGGCUACAAGAGGACAUGCAAUAUAUGGCUAUGAGACAGCAACCCAUGCAGCAGAAACAGAGGUACAGGCCUGUGCAGAAAGUGGAUGGAGUUGCAGAUGGUUUCACAGGAAGUGGGCAACAGACAGGCACAUCCGCUGAACAAACUAUAAUUGCCCAAAGUCAACAUCAUCAACAGUUUUUAGAUGCAUCUCGAGUACUUCCAGAGUUUGGAGAAAUUGAAAUACCUUCUCUGCCAGAUGGUACUACAGCUGAGGACAUAAAAUCACUGCAAAGUCUUUAUCGAGAGCACUGUGAGGCAAUAGUGGAUGUUGUUGUGAAUCUUCAAUUUAGCCUGAUAGAAAAAUUGUGGCAAACUUUCUGGCGCUAUUCUCCCUCUGCUCCAGCUGAUGACACAGCUAUUAUUGAACUGAGCAAUCUGAGUGAAAUAGAAAGUCGACUUCCAAAAGGAAAACUGAUUACUCUGUGCAAAAAUGAGUCUAUUCUGAAAUGGAUGGGUAAUUGUGACCAUGUGAUGUACCAGGCUUUGGUGGAGAUUCUCAUUCCUGAUGUCCUUAGACCUAUUCCUA
Molecule: messenger RNA, 808 nt
Organism: Chaetura pelagica (chimney swift)
Lineage: Eukaryota; Metazoa; Chordata; Aves; Apodiformes; Apodidae
Product: transcription factor RFX3-like
Exons: 6
Biological process (GO): regulation of transcription by RNA polymerase II
Molecular function (GO): DNA-binding transcription factor activity, RNA polymerase II-specific; RNA polymerase II cis-regulatory region sequence-specific DNA binding
Source: RefSeq, a predicted model, not a curated record